AUGUCGUCAAGUCUCGGUAAUCCAGAGCGAUCCAUUUCCAUUGAUGGCUUUUACUAUGGGGAGAGUUCAGUUUUGGGGAAACAGGUGGACGCGUUGUUGGCAAAUGGCUACUAUCUCAAGACAGUCGAAGGCCCUCGAUUCUGUAAAGCCCUUAACUUCGAUGACGAGCGCAUUCGGAACAUUAUCGAAACCCUCCUCCCAGGUUCUUCUCUAGGUUUUACCAAACCCUAUGGUGCGACAGCACGCGAUCUGUGUGUCCUCAACCGAACUCCUGAAGAGGCAAAAGUAAUACUGGCUCAGCUCUGGUCAUGCAAAUCCCAGAUGGUUUUCUGCUGGCGCUCACAUCGCCACGUGCUUGACGCGAUUGCUGCGCCUAUCGCCCUAUUGAAGAUUCUUCCGGCCGAGCUUGAAAAAGAGGACAUUGAAGGCCAAAAUGUCUCCAUGGAGAGUGGCGGUUUUCAAUUCUAG
Metarhizium album ARSEF 1941 is the source of this 468-nucleotide messenger RNA. RefSeq lists its product as uncharacterized. NCBI's taxonomy places the organism in Eukaryota, Fungi, Ascomycota, Sordariomycetes, Hypocreales, Clavicipitaceae. The transcript has 3 exons. The record is from RefSeq and is a predicted model, not a curated record. The coding region runs from base 1 to 468 and encodes 155 amino acids.